UUGACAUUAUUUGACAUAUAUGUUCAAGAUGGUACAUAACCUAUCGUCUCGAUUAUUUGGACUAUUUUUUAAAGAAAAACAAAGUUAUCUUCGACGGUUUCACCACAAUAAGACUUAUAAGGUACUAUUUUUUGGUUCUGACGGUAUUGCUCUCAGCAGUUUGCGAAAAAUCAACGAAUUCAGGAAAUGUGACAAGCGGAUAAUUCGCCUAGAUCUUGUCACUGCAAACAGCUCGAAGAACAAGACUAUAAUUGAGAAAUAUGCUCAUACCGAGGACAUAAAAACAAUAUCAUGGCCCCUACAUAGUUUGAAGUCAACAGAAUACGAUAUUGGACUAAUAGUAGCAUUUGGUCAUCUCAUUAAAGAUGAUAUUCUUAAUAAAUUUCCAUUAGGCAUGGUAAAUGUCCAUCCAAGUUUAUUACCAAGAUGGCGAGGAGCGGCUCCGAUUAUCCACACACUGCUUCAUGGAGAUAAAGUCACUGGAGUUUCACUGAUGAAGAUUAAAGCUAAUGUUUUUGAUGUAGGUGAAAUAAUAAGUCAAACAAGGGUGCCAGUCCCUGAUGAUAUCAAACUGCCAGAACUAACUGCACAGUUGUCUGAACUCGGAGCAGACAUGUUGGUUGACUGUAUGAGUAACUUGCCGACGAGUUUAGAAAAGGCACAGCCCCAAAAUGAAGAAGGAGUUACUUAUGCAAAGAAAAUCAACAAAGAUAUUAGUGAAGUAAGAUGGCCAGAAAUGAGUUCGACUGAAGUAUACAAUCUCUACCGGGCAAUAUAUGGAUUGUAUCCACUAACAACAAAAUUCAGAGACAAACAGAUGAAGUUAUUUGAUGCAUUUCUUCACAAAACUCAAGAAUUUGACCACAGUAAGCCUGUAGGAUCGCUAGAAUACUGUGAAGAGACUAAUGCAAUAAAAGUACUAUGUAAAGACAGAAGAUAUGUUUACUUCAGAUCUCUUAGGAUAGUAGGGAAACGUGAAAUAUCUGCUUUAGACUUUUAUAAUGGUUAUAUAAAGAAUAUGCCAGUAGAAAAAAGAUUAUGUAUGGUAUGUUAAAUAUAUUGUGUUAAUUAGU
Molecule: messenger RNA, 1073 nt
Organism: Pectinophora gossypiella (pink bollworm)
Lineage: Eukaryota; Metazoa; Arthropoda; Insecta; Lepidoptera; Gelechiidae
Product: methionyl-tRNA formyltransferase, mitochondrial
Exons: 5
Coding region: 20-1054 (344 amino acids)
Biological process (GO): biosynthetic process; conversion of methionyl-tRNA to N-formyl-methionyl-tRNA
Cellular component (GO): mitochondrion
Molecular function (GO): methionyl-tRNA formyltransferase activity
Source: RefSeq, a predicted model, not a curated record